CUGCCGUGCUGGGAAGAGUCGGCCGUUCUCCUGGCAGCGGCACCGACGGCACCGACGGCUCCGUCUCCGCCCAGAGCUGCCCGCAGGGCUGAGCGCCGCCCCGGGAUGCGCCGGGAGCAGCGGCCCGGGAGGUGACACAGCGCCGACGGCGCCGCUCGGAGAGACCUUGAGUGCUGGAGAGGAGAGCGACGCGCGGGGGACACAGAGCAGCGCAGCCAAGCGAAGGCCGGGUCCGCCGUCCGCGGCCGCGAGAGAAGAGGAGUUCCGGGCUCAGUCGGGCUGGAACGACUGCCUGGGCCGGGCCGCUGGGCGGGGCGGAGCCGCCGCCGUGAUGGCGCGGGGCAGGGGGCGGCCGCAGGACGGGCUGGGCUGGGCUGCGUGCGUGCCGUGCUCUGCGGGUCGGACGCGGCUGCCGGCUGGGUUGGCGAGCCCGAGGGCGGCAGCGGGAGGCUUACUCUCGCCGAGGCAGGAUUCCUUUUGCCGGCUUAUAUACCGGUUCUUAAACAAAUGGCUGUUGUUAAAGCAGCCAACCUGCAUCACCAGCACGGCAGGUUUGCUGGGCCAGACGGGCUGCAACGCAGGCAGCAACUGUUCCCAGGCGUGUUGCAGCCCGGGUUGUAAAUCGAGGGGCACAGGAAGGGGUUGGAGCUGGGACAGCGAGGAAGUGAGCAGAGGAGCUCAGCGUGCUCUGCUGCCCGCUUGGCUCUGUGUAACACAGCGCAGCUGGGACUGCGUUUCUCCCUCUGGACUACGGCAGACACGAGGUGACCUCGCUCCGCAGCUCUGCACGCAUGGAUUGAUGUGUGACCUCGAGAGACAUCCCUACCUGAGGGGAGAUCCCAUUGUGCAGCCCGCUGCUGUGCAGGAGAGCUCCAAGGGCACUUGGGCUGCUCCCUGUUCUGGGGCUCCAGUUGGACUUCUGCCUUCUGGCCGUGAUCAUGUCACCUGCAGGAGAGCAGCAGAUGGCCACAGCACAUCCGUGUCAGGUAGGGGCUGGGGGCAGCAGUUGUGCUUUUAUUGUGGGGCGGGACUGAGAGUGGAGUUGUUGGACAAGCAGCUGUGCCAGAAUCAGGAAAACAUUCUUAUGUCCAAUGUUUCUAUCAUUGAAGCUCCACUUCCAGCCCCCAAACCCAUGCUGAUCUCCCUGCUUGAAGGAGGGGAAGACCCUUGGGUCCCAGAUGUGUGUAGCCCUGAGGCCGUUCCAGGAGACCUCAGCCCAGCAGGAAUUAGGAUUGCAGAUAUGUUGGAGGAUCUGCAGGAAUAUGGUGUGGUCAAAUGGCAGUGGAGUGGCAUCUCCGUGGAGGAAAUCAGAAGGGAUGUCCAAAGAGGCCUGGAGGAAGGUCAGGGUGAGCACAUCAAGAAGGCACUGGGAAAGCAUCUGGGAAAGACAUCAAGGAACUCACUGGACUUCAGUGUAGGUCAAAAUCAGCCUGAAGACUGCAGCAGCAUGGGUGUGUGGAAAAAGAAGAAUCAGUGUGCUGAGUGUGGGAAAAGCUUUAAUAUAGAUUCCAGCAUUGUUAACCACCGGUGCAUACACUCAACAAAGAGCCCGUACAAGUGCUCUGAUUGUGGAAAGUGCUUCAGAUGGAGAUCCCACCUAACCCGCCACCUGCGCCUCCAUACAGGAGAGAGACCCUUUAAGUGUCCUGAAUGUGGGAAGAGCUUCAAAAGAACUUCUGAAUUGAACCAGCACCAGCGCAUCCACACAGGGGAGAGACCCUACAAGUGUUCUGAAUGUGGGAAGAGCUUCCAAAGAAGUUCUGAUCUGAUGCACCACGAGCGCAUCCACACAGGGGAGAGACCUUUUUUGUGUCGUGAGUGUGGGAAGAGCUUCAAAAGCAGUACUGAAUUGAAACAGCACCAGCGCAUCCACACAGGAGAGAGACCAUACAAGUGUCUAGAGUGUGGGAAGAGCUUCAAAAGAAGUUAUGAAUUGAAGCUGCACCUGCGCAUCCACACAGGAGAGAGACCCUAUAAAUGUCCUCAGUGUGGAAAGAACUUUAAAAGCAGUUCACUAUUGAAGCGCCACCAGCGCAUGCACACCGGAGAGAGACCCUAUAAGUGUCUUGAGUGUGAGAAGAGCUAUAAACACAGAUCUAGUCUCAAUACCCACAAGCACAUCGGCAGCACACACGGGCUUUAGAAGCAUCCCAAGACACGGGGAACCUUCAGAAGCAGUUCCAGCCUUGUUACCUACCAGCACAGCCACACAGGAUACAGAGCCUGCAAUGCCCCAAAUGUGGGCAGAGCUUCAGCCAGAGCCCCAGCCUGGUCACCACCUGUGGCUUUGUGUGGUGAUGAACCUUACAAAUCCCUUGAGUAGAGGAAGAGCUCUGUGGCCAAACUGAAUCCCCUUUCUCAUUCUUUGCAAGGGUAUUACCCCUGUUGCUCUCAUUCAGCUGCAGUCAAGGUAUUGUGUGGACACUCUAAGGAGAAUCCAGAGUGGGAUUUGUCACAGCCACUGGAAACCCUCUGCGGCACAUUUCUGUCAGGUCUGUGUGCAGGGAGAUGCCUUGGAAUUCACUUCUGAUCUCCCCUGUAGAAACUCAUCUGCUGUGGGGGAGCAGGUGAGGGCCCAAUGGAAAUCUCAGCUUGGCUGAUGUGUCACAGGAAGGAAAAAAUUCUGUUUGCAGGCAGUGUGGGAAGAGCUUCAUCUGGAGCUCAGCCCUCAGUAGAUCCCAGAGGAUUCUGGUGAGCCCAAGGAUGAGGGAGACCCAGAUACUUCUCCCCACACAGGAGGAGUUUGCAAAGGAGGUGGCAUCACUGGCACCCUCUGCAGAAGGGACUUAAGCCAGGAGCUUCAGAUGGCCUUUCCUUGCUGCCCAAAGCAGUUCUCUCACCAUGCCCGCUUUCCUCUUCUGCUCUUCCUGCCAGCAGCUUUUUGAUGCCGUUUCCUAAGGAGAAGCGGCUGUGUAGGGAUGUUCUGUGUGUCUGUGUGCUUGUGUUGCUCUCAGUAAUUUGAGUGCACUGAUGAAUCUGAGAGAAGGGUCAGGAGAGCAGUAACGUGGCUCUUGGAGGUUUUCUGAGAAUCAUCUGUUGAGUAAUGGGAAAGGGGUGAAUAAAGUGGCUGAGUUGUUAUGACUUGAAUGGGCACCAGCACAUCCACGCAGGGGAGAGACCCUACAAGUGUUCUAAGUGUGGGGAGAGCUUCCAAACAAGUUCUGAUUCACCGUUUUCUUGCUUGUUGUUCUUAAAAUCAAUGUCGGCAUGUGGAAUGAGGAGAAGGAAAGGUGCAAGCAGGGUUUGGUUUUGGUGCCUCCUCCAGCCCAGUGCUUGCUUCUGGGAAAGGCAUUUCUUUCACACAACCCUAUCAUCCUUCCUGCACAUUGGUUCUACUGCUCUUCCAGAAUGCUUUAAUCAGCUGGUCAGAGCAGCUGUGACACCAAGCCUUGUUUGUCUCCAAUAAAACUACAAAAAGCUGAGCUUGUUUUUCCUAAAUUCACUAUCCCAGGUUUCUGAAGGUGGUAGGAAGAAAAGGCAGUGCAAUUCCACAGGGUGCACCAGUAGCUCAUCCCCACAGCACAGAGAUAUCAGAGUGUUUUCCAGUGUGUGCUUGCCUUGCAAGUGAUCCCUUUUGAGCUUGAAGGUUUUUGCUUUGACCUUGGGAAGUUGUGUCUGAGAUCUCCUGCAGCAGGGCCUUCACAUUUGCUGUGCUCAGCUAAAGCUGCUGCGCUUGGAAUGCAGUUUGCAGAAAGUGGAGGUUGAUGUUGGUGAGCCAGUGAAGCCAGCAGGAGUUUGCCUAUGUUGUCAGGUGAGGUUCUCUGAAUGCUCCCUGACCUCCCCAGGAGGCUGCGAGGAGAUGAUGAUUGCAGUACCGAUGAGCUCUGCUUCCUCCAUCCCAGGGAGCAGGUGCCUGGUCUGGUGCAGGAGAGGUACAGCAGGGCCCUGGAGGUGGCAGGAACUCACAGCUCCAAGGGAAAAUGCAUGGGGAGGAAGCAAGCAACUGCAAGGUGUUGGGAUCCCCAGCAACAGGAUACAACCACCCAGCCAUGAGCUGGGAUGAUUUACUUUUCAACUGCAUCCAGUGAAUUCCUGUCCAGUGGCAUCCCUCAUGUGUCUCCUCUUUCCUUUUAGGUUCCCCCAAAAAGCAUUCUCGCUAUUCUGUGUUUUCAUCUUACAUCACCGUAAUCUCAGAACUGCUGUGUUGAUUCGCAUUGGGUAGAAAAAAAAAAUAAAGAGCAAAGCAGGUUUUCCUCUUUGAGUCAUUUUAACUGCUGCCCUCCUCACAUGUUUUAUCACACAUCAUGUUUAGUUGCAUUCAGAAUUAAAAAAACUCAGUUUUUUUCCUCUUCAAUGCGUAGCAAGUCAAGAAGCAGGGCAGAAGUCCAGCUCCUCUGAGCAGAGAUAUUCAUUUAGAGUUUGUGAGGAAAGGAAUGUGAAUGGAUACACAGAGUGAGGUAAGCCUACGGGGCAGGAACUGACUAUCAACCUGCGUGGGAUUUGCUGCUCCAGUUGUAGGCAUGUAAAUGUAUGGGCUGUGGGGUUUAUCCAAGGGUCUUGGGAAUCUCAACAUGUUGACUGGAAGCUGGCAAAUAUCUCAGUUUCCAAGCAGAGCAAGAAAGAUGACCUUGCUAAUUACAGGCCAGCUGGUCUCACUGUGGCACCUGGCAAAAUUAUGGAGGAGAUCAUCCUGGGAAUGACUGAGAAAUACUGCAAAGCCAACACGCUCAUUGGUAACAGCCAACACGGGUUCAGGAGAGGAAAGUCUUGUGGAUAAAUUUAAUUUGCUUUGAUGACAGAUUUACUCCUCUAGUGUUCACCAAGGGAAGCCCAACAAAGCUUCUGCAAAGGAUUCUCACAGUAUUCUUGUCGACAGAAUGUUUGGCGCACAGCUGACCUAGAGCAUAAUGCUCACAGUCCCAUAGGAAAUGGAGUUACAUCAGGCUGGUGGCCCAUUGCUUAUGAGAUUCCUGACAACAACAUUUUGAUGCCAAUUCCCUCUCAGCCUUCCCUACAGCAUGCUGAACAAGCCCAGGUCUUUCUGCCUUCCCUCAUACGGGAUAUUCUCUGGGUCUCGAUCAUUUUUAUUGUCCUCCACUGCACUCCUCCCAGCAGUU
Phasianus colchicus (ring-necked pheasant) is the source of this 5057-nucleotide messenger RNA. The record is from RefSeq and is a predicted model, not a curated record. NCBI's taxonomy places the organism in Eukaryota, Metazoa, Chordata, Aves, Galliformes, Phasianidae.